AUGUCGUUGGCUGAAGAACUUAUGGCUGAUUUUGACGAUGAUGAUGAUGAUGACGAGUUAGACGAACUUCUUGAGCAACAAAAUGAAUUUAAAAUACCGAAAAAAGAGGAGAUAAUUGAAGAAGAUGAUGGAAUUGAAGAAGCGACGGAAGAAGCGAUGGAUGUUGGAAAAUAUCAAUCAGUUUUUGACGUGGCGAAAUUGGCAAAAGGAGAGGAAUAUGUGAGACUUGUUGAACAAUUGACAACUGAAUUAGAACGACCCAAUGAAGAUGUUAUUUUAACGGCGCCGUUGGAAGCAGAUCCACAAUAUAAAUUGAUUGUUCGAUUGUCGCAUGUGAGUGAGCAUUUGUUUUCAGUCAAAAAUUCAAUAUUUUUGCAGAUAGCCGCAGAUAUCGAUAACGAAAUCAAUGUGAUUCACAAAUUCGUGCGCGACAAAUACGAAAAACGUUUUCCCGAGCUCGAAACCCUUGUCCCAAAUGCUCUUGAUUACCUGGCAACUGUCCAAUUAUUGGGAAACGAUAUCAAUACAAAAGGGCAAAAUAAAGAGCUUUUGGGGCGAAUAUUAGCACCAGCAACUUGUAUUGUAGUUAGUGUAACUGUUUCAACAACCCAAGGUACAAAAUUAGAGCAAGAAGAGUUGGAUACUGUAAUGGAGGCGUGUAAUUUGGCUGAAAAAUUGCAUAUGGAUAGGUUGUGUAUGCAUAGAUUGGUUGAGAUUCGAAUGUCAUUGAUUGCUCCGAAUUUGGUGAAUCUUUUGGGUGCUUCAACUACAGCUCUUUUGGUUUCACAAGCUGGUGGAUUAGCACCGCUUUCUAGAAUGCCUGCUUGUAAUGUACAAGUAUUGGGGAAGCAAAAGAGGAAUUUGGUGGGAUUUUCGAGUGUUUCUGUUAAUCCACAUCAUGGUUUUGUUUAUUUUCAUCCGUUGGUUCAAUCGAUGCCGCCAGAUUGGAAAUCGUAAGUUUUUAGGUUGUGAAAUGACGUGGCAAUUUGAAUUUUCAAUAGGUCAGAAUUCAAAAAUCGAUAUUUUCACCCUAGAGGAACCAUUUUUAGACUGAAAAUAUCGAUUUUUCCCAUGAAAGUGAUAGAAUUUCCCAUUGGAUUUUUCACCAGAAAUCACUUAAAAACCCGCCGAAUCUGAAAUUUUCCCUAAAAAUUGGUUUUUCUAUGAAAAAUCGAGGUUUUAUGAAAAAUUUCAAGAUUCCGCACAGGGUAACCUAUCGCUAAUUUUUAUCGAGCGGAGCGAGUGUAGACCGCAAGCUUCCGCGUAGGCGGUACUAUCUUCCGCGCAGCGGACACGUGGAUUACUAUGAUAUGGCAAACGUCAUAAUAAACCGCGUGGCCACUUCACGUGAGCUUGUGGAUUACACUCGCUUCCCUCGAAUUGUCACCUGAAAAUGCUUAAAAACCCGCCGAAUCUGCAAAUUUUCUCUAAAAAAUUGGUUUUCCAGGGGUGCCGUUUGGGCACCCACAGGGCACCCUAAUACCCACAGUUCGGCGGGUACACCCGGGUGGGUAUUUUCAUUGAAAAAUGACAGAACGGGUGGGUAUACCCGGGCACACCCAGAUACCCAAAAUGGGCCUUCGUAUUUGAUUUUUCGUACUAAUUUAUUUUCGAAUUUUUUUUGGAAAUUGUGUUUUUUUCAUGAAAAGUGGUCAGUAACAUGAAAAAUUGGUCUAAUCUGUAGAAAACUUUCAAAAAAAUCAGCUUUUUUUCUCGAAAUUUUACUAUUUUUCGUGUUGUAAACACACAAAAGACUUUCUAUAAGUUGAGUAUGAGCACAUAUUCUCUCAAAGGUUGAUUUUAUCACGAACUCUUUCAUUUUUAUGUAAUUUGGUGUCGAAGAAAAACAUAUUCUUUCUUUUUUCUAAAAUAUAAUGCAUUUUAAGUUAUUUUAGAAGUCAACCAAAUCGAUAAAAUAGAACUUUAUCGAUCGUUUUUGUUGCAUAUUAGUUUUUCAAUCAAAAAUCACUCAUGUUUUAGCUAAAUUCGUCCAAUAACAUGGAUAAUAGCUAAACAGAACAAAAAAAUCAAAAAUUUGCAUCAUACCCAAGGGUGCCCUAAGGGUGCCCACACCCAACCCGGGUAUUUGACACUCAGGUCGAUGGGCCUCAAUACCCGGGUAUUUUUCGAUUUACCCGGGUGGUGCCCGGGUAUACCCAGAUAUCAACGGCAGCCCUGGGUUUUCUAUCGGAAAAUCGAGGUUUUAUGGAAAAUUUCUAGAUUCCGCACAGGGAAAUCUAUCGUCAAUUUUUCAUCUUUUCCUAGAAAAACUGCCAAAAUCCUAGCAGCCAAAGCAACUUUAGCUGCUCGAAUCGAUGCUCAACACGAAUCACCAACUGGAGAUUUGGGAAAAGAUUUAUUGGAAGAUGUAAGACGGAAAAUGGAGAAAAUGUUGGAACCGCCACCGGUUAAAGCGAAUAAAGCAUUGCCAAAACCAUUGGAUAAGGUAGGCGGGAGGUUUUUUGGCUGAAAAUUCACUUUUUUCUCAAUUUCAGGCAAGCAAAAAACGAGGAGGUCGAAGAAUGCGAAAAAUGAAAGAAAGACUUGGAAUGACGGAUUUGAGAAAAGCACAAAAUCGUAUGAAUUUUGGAGAAUUACAAGAAGAUGUUAUGCAAGAACAUAUGGGAAUGGAUGUUGGACAGGUUGGGAAUUUGGUGUAAAAUUCAUCGAAAAUGGACCAGAAAUCGUGAAAAUUCGAUUUUUUGGACCCAAAAAUAGCCUUCCAAACUCGAAAAUUUCCCGAUUUUUAGCUUUUCCCCCCACUAUUUUUCCAAUUUUUUCAGAACAAGAGUGGAAAUGUGUCAGGUGGUCGAAUUCGUCAAGCAGUAAUUGAUCAAAAAACGCGAGCCCGAAUGUCGCAAAAAAUGCAGAGACAAUUGGAAAAACAAAAAGCGGCUGGUGGAAUGACUAGUUUGAGAACUAAGGUAGGUUUUGGCUGGAAAAAUCUGGAAUUUUCUGGCUGAAAAUUCCACUGAAAAUUGUGAAAAUCCAGAGUUUUUUAUGAAAACAUGAGCUUUCGCUUGAUUUUUUCGAGCGGAGCGAGUGUAGACCGCACGCCCCCGCGCGGCAGCCACGUGGAUUACUAUGAUAUGGCAAACGUCAUAAUAAACCGCGUGGUUGCUAACGCGGAAGCUUGCGGAUUCACCAGAAAUCGCUUGAAAACCUGCCGGAUCUGAAAUUUUCCGUAUUAAAAUUGAUUUUUCAACGAAAAUUCGAGGUUUUAUGGAAAAUUUCAAGAUUCCGCACAGGGAAAUCUAUCGCCAAUUUUUUAAGACGCAAAUGUAGACUUAGGCUAACUUCCCAGAUUUGCUUAAAAUUCCAAUUUUGCAGAUUGCUGGAACAGCUUCCUCAGUCAAUUUCACUCCAAUUCAAGGUCUAGAAAUUGUGAACCCAUCAGCAAGAGAAUCAAAAGAUCAACCAGGAACAUCUUCGAAUUAUUUCUCAUCUUCCGGAAGUUUUGUCAAUAUUGAUCGAAUGACCCUUUGA
Messenger RNA from Caenorhabditis angaria, 3486 nucleotides. Lineage: Eukaryota; Metazoa; Nematoda; Chromadorea; Rhabditida; Rhabditidae. The record is from the annotation of a GenBank genome assembly.